Molecule: messenger RNA, 1584 nt
Organism: Uranotaenia lowii
Lineage: Eukaryota; Metazoa; Arthropoda; Insecta; Diptera; Culicidae
Gene: AP-2sigma
Product: AP-2 complex subunit sigma
Exons: 4
Coding region: 212-640 (142 amino acids)
Biological process (GO): clathrin-dependent endocytosis; intracellular protein transport
Cellular component (GO): AP-2 adaptor complex; intracellular membrane-bounded organelle; membrane coat
Molecular function (GO): clathrin-cargo adaptor activity
Source: RefSeq, a predicted model, not a curated record
UCAUAAAAAGGAACUUCACAGGAAAAUCUCCUCGGGAAAGUUUGACUGUCGCUGCUGAUAAUCAAUUUUUGAAGCACAAAUUUUCCUUAAUCAUCUGAAUAAAUUCGGGUCUAUCACGGCGGACAUUCCUCUGCCUUCGGUAAGAUCUAUCGCAACGCUUUAUCCAUUGCAUCGAAAAGCUUCCGGUCGUCGUAGCUGGUUUUCAUAGAAAAUGAUCCGAUUCAUCCUUAUCCAAAACCGAGCUGGGAAGACCCGACUCGCCAAAUGGUACAUGAACUUCGACGACGACGAGAAGCAGAAGCUGAUCGAGGAAGUGCAUGCUGUCGUCACGGUGCGAGAUGCCAAACAUACCAACUUUGUCGAGUUCCGCAACUUCAAGAUCGUCUAUCGGAGGUACGCUGGUCUGUACUUCUGCAUCUGUGUGGACGUAAACGACAACAACCUGUGCUACCUAGAGGCUAUUCACAAUUUUGUAGAGGUUCUGAACGAGUAUUUCCAUAACGUGUGCGAGCUCGAUUUGGUAUUCAACUUUUACAAGGUCUACUCGGUGGUGGACGAGAUGUUCCUGGCCGGUGAAAUCCGCGAAACAUCACAAACCAAAGUACUAAAACAGCUGCUAACGCUGAACUCGCUCGAGUAAUUUCGGACUGCUUUCACCAUCACCAAGCUACUCAGCGGAAGUUUGCUCUCGUUUUCCUUAUUCAUUGUUGAUAAAUGACGACAAUUUGCUAUUUUCUAUCUGCUUAUUACUGCGGAAACUGAACUUGAGGAAUAUAAAUCGUAAUUUUCCUCGAAAUGCUAACCACCCGAAACAGAACGGAACAAGUUUUCGUUUGCGGCAUCGCCGAGUAAUUCCGCAUGUUCAGUUAGGCGAAUCUCAUCCUGCACUGUUGAACAGACCAUGCUGCCAUGUAUGCAAACAUAAGUUCAAAACGAUAAAAAGUACUCUUCACCACCGCUUUCUCUACCAGUAACCAGUAAUCUAGAUGCUUUGCUUCGAGCGUUCCUGCGGGUCCAAAGAUUUUCAUCAUUCUUAUUGUUUCGAACUGUACCGAAAUUAAAUCGAUGGUGGAUAAAAACUUUGAAAAGCUAGCAAUAAUUCCUAAAAUCAUAAAGAGCAUAAUAAAAAGUAUAAUGGAGUCCCGCGAAAUCGAAAAGUCACAGUAAUAGAGCUGAUGAUUAUUUUGCCAUUACGUAAACUGGAGAAUAUAAAGCGUUUAAAAUAAUUGUUAGAGCAUCUUACUCUUUCGUGUAAUUGAAAAAAAAAAAACAAAAUAAAAUUGAGAAACAACGGUGUAAGUAGUUGAUUGGUGCGAAGUUAAGUGUAAAAGAUAGAACAAAUAGCCGUACAACGUUGCGAACAUUCAAAACGAAACAAAUAUAUUAAAAUUGAAGGACAUAACUAUUGCAAACUAAUAUUGUGUUGUAGUGUAACAAAAAUCCUUAAUCGUAAUGUUACGAUAAAUAUAAACAAUAUUAUCGCUAUUAUCAUUAUUAUUAUUACACAUACGCGUAUAUCUAUAUCUAAAGAUGAAAAAAUAUUGUAAAGAUUCUUAGUCAGUAAUAAAAUACAUACAUAUAUGA